Heterotrigona itama is the source of this 1084-nucleotide messenger RNA. NCBI's taxonomy places the organism in Eukaryota, Metazoa, Arthropoda, Insecta, Hymenoptera, Apidae. The record is from the annotation of a GenBank genome assembly.
AUGUUUACCGAUUGCAUAGUUUCCUCGUAAAUAUAUCAAAAUAGAAUGAUCAAUUGUUUUAAUUUACAUUAUUAAAAUUUGUACAUUUAUUGUUAAAAAGAAAAGAAAAUCAGAAAUGUCUCUGCUUAAGUACUUAUUAUUAAUUAUUAAUUCUGUGUUUUGACAGUAGAGAGUUAAUAUUACUAAUAUAAAUUCAUGACAGUACAGUGACCAAAUAAAGUAAAAAGAUAUCAAUCAAAUUUUAAAUAAUAUUAAUGUAGUAUAUUUUUUCUUUAUAUUUAUAGUAUGAAGAAUUAUAGUAUGAAGAUUAGUAGUAUGAAACUUUAUAGUUCUAUUAAUUCCAAUGUUAUUAUUGUUAUUGAUCUUAAUUUAAUGUGUGUAUACUACAAUUAAUAUUAUUAAUAUUGUGAAUUACCAUUAAAAAUAUAUAUAUUAUAUGAACUUUGCCUGAGAAAUUUCUAUAUUAAUAACGAUUUGUUUUGUUUUACAGGUUACAUCAACGGAUGAUGUAACUGCUGCUAUAGAUACAAUAAAUGAGAAGUUCAACAAAUUAAAUGUUGUAGUAAAUGCAGCAGGAAUAGCUGUUGCCCACAAAGUGUAUAAUUUUAAUACACAAUCUCCACAUCAAGCAGAUACUUUUAUGAAAGUGCUUAAUGUAAAUACUUUUGGAACAUUUAAUGUUAUUAGAUUAUCUCUACCACUUUUAUAUAAAAACAAGCCAGACGAAGAUGGAGAACGUGGAGUAAUAAUUAAUACAGCAAGCAUUGCGGCAUUUGACGGACAAAUAGGUCAGGUAGCAUACUCUGCUAGCAAAGGUGCGAUUGUUGGUAUGACUUUGCCAUUGGCUCGCGACCUCGCUAAAGUUGGCAUUCGAGUUGUUACAAUCGCUCCAGGAAUAUUUGACACACCAAUGCUAGGAAGUUUACCAGAGAAAGUGCGUCAAUUUUUAAUGAGAACAGUACCAUUUCCAAACAGAUUGGGUAAACCUGAUGAAUAUGCUAAUCUAACAAAACAUAUUGUUGAAAAUCAUCUCUUAAAUGGAGAAGUGAUAAGAUUAGAUGGUGCUCUCAGAAUGCAGCCUUGA